This is a messenger RNA of Penicillium manginii, 576 nucleotides long. Its product is annotated as F-box domain protein. The transcript has a single exon. Bases 1 to 576 code for a protein of 191 amino acids. NCBI's taxonomy places the organism in Eukaryota, Fungi, Ascomycota, Eurotiomycetes, Eurotiales, Aspergillaceae. The record is from RefSeq and is a predicted model, not a curated record.
AUGCCCUUCCUCGGCCUCCCACCAGAGUUACACAUCGCCAUCGCCGAGGUCCUGCCUAUUCCCGACUACUUACAGCUCCGUUUAACCUGCGCUUACCUAUACGACUCACUUUCCCCUCCCACCCACCGCCAACUCGUGGACGCCGAGGCGACCGACUGGGCUCGUCAUCACAAUGUCUUUACCUGUCGAUAUUGUCUACGCCUGCGCCCGGCCGUUUAUUUCGCCGAUCGGAUGUUGCAGCAUCGUCGUUCUCGCGCGGCCCGGGACUGCCAUAAGCGCUUCUGUAUUGACUGCGGUCUGAUGCCUCGCGAGGAUGGGGGUACCGCCCGCUAUGGGCCUGGCGCCCAAGUGACUAUCAAUGAACAAUUCUUUGUCCUUUGUCUUUCUUGCCAUCGAUUUCUACCCGGCGCACGAGAUCGUCAUGGCCGGAAUACUUUGGAAUGUAUCUCAUGUUGGCAGAUCCGCUGCCUACGGGCGGGUGUAACAAUCGGGUCCUUGGCGAAGAUCGAUCAUCCUUCUACGAGUGAAUCUGGAUAUACCUACAGGCGAAACACGGAGGCAAAGGAAGAAAAUUGA